GACACUCCAUAUGAGGGUGGUGUAUUUCUCCUUGAUAUAAAUAUUCCAACAGAUUAUCCAAUGUGUCCACCAAUGGUAAAAUUUAUAACAAAAAUCUACCAUCCAAAUAUCGAUAGAAAUGGAUUUAUAUGCUUGGAUAUUUUAAUGGACAAUUGGCGUCCUUACUUGAAUAUUGCGGGUGCACUCUUGUCAAUUGUUUCAUUUUUGACUGAUCCAAAUCCAGAUUGUGUAAUAGAUGUAAGUCCAGAAAUAUCACGUUUAUACAAGGAUGAUUAUGAUCGCUAUGAAGCUACUGUUAGGGAAUGGACUCGUAAAUAUGCUAUGGGUGAGUAUUUAAAAGGGUUGACAUUCUUAAUGUUUGUUUUUUUAUGA
Rhizophagus irregularis DAOM 181602=DAOM 197198 is the source of this 372-nucleotide messenger RNA. RefSeq lists its product as uncharacterized. The record is from RefSeq and is a predicted model, not a curated record. Lineage: Eukaryota; Fungi; Glomeromycota; Glomeromycetes; Glomerales; Glomeraceae.